Messenger RNA from Hirsutella rhossiliensis, 498 nucleotides. RefSeq names its product 6-O-methylguanine DNA methyltransferase, DNA binding domain-containing protein. The transcript has a single exon. Gene Ontology annotation, biological process: DNA repair. Lineage: Eukaryota; Fungi; Ascomycota; Sordariomycetes; Hypocreales; Ophiocordycipitaceae. The record is from RefSeq and is a predicted model, not a curated record. Bases 1 to 498 code for a protein of 165 amino acids. Gene Ontology annotation, molecular function: methylated-DNA-[protein]-cysteine S-methyltransferase activity.
AUGGCUGCCGGCAGGAAGCGCAUGCAGGAGAGCGCGUCCCCAGCCCCGGCCCCCAAAGUCGCCCGGACAAAUGCUAUCAGCUACCCUGCCACCGCCAAGACCGCCAGGAAACCGGGUGAAAUCGUCCUCGACAGCGACACAACAGCCCAGCUCGCCCGCAUAGCCCAAUCCGACCGCUCCGCCUACGAGAAGCGCGUCUGGACAGCCUUGUGCCACAUCCCCAAGGGCUGCGUCACCACGUACGGCCUGCUAUCUGCACAUCUGGGCUCCUCGCCACGGGCCGUCGGCAACGCCCUACGGCGGAACCCCUUCGCCCCGGACGUCCCUUGCCAUCGCGUCGUGGCGUCGGGCAUGAGCCUGGGCGGGUUCAAAGGCAAGUGGCCGCGCGACGGCGAGGGAAUCACGCUGGAUGAAAAGAGGCGGUUGUUGAGGAGUGAGGGCAUCCGGUUCGACGACAAAGGCAAGGUCCUGGGGACGCCGUGGGUAGGGUGGAUGUAG